AUGCCACAUAAUUUAUGUGAUUUUUGUGCAUUUUCAAGAAGACGCAAGUAUUUGAUAUUAUGGAUCUCAUUAGUUAUAUAUCUUUUUUACAAAUCGUUUACAUUUUAUUUAAACGGUCGCCAAUUCUUUUAUUUGAGGCGAAUGUUAGGGUUGGGUUUAUGCGUGUCUCGUGGCACUGCAACAGUCCUCAAUCUCUGUUGCGCUCUAGUCCUACUGCCAUUAUGUAAAAAACUAAAUCAAUUGCUGUACAGAAUUUUAUCUAAGAUAUGCCCUGGAUUGUUUUUCUUUUGGUUGGAGAGCGCGAAAAGUUUUCAUAUGACCGUGGCGAUAACUCUUGUAAUUUUUGGUGUAAUACAUUCCGUAUCGCAUUUCGUGAACUUGUGGAAUUUUUCGCGCAGUUACGACGAAGUAAGGGAGGAAAUCAACUUGGCAAGAUAUAAGAACGAGAGCCCUUUACUCCUUUUAAUGAGUGUAGCAGGCGUUACUGGAAUAUCGAUGCUUAUUAUAGUAAUUAGUAUGGGAUUAACGUCUACUAGAAUCGUCAGACGGAGAAUAUAUAAUGCCUUCUGGUACACCCAUCAGUUGUACCUGCCUUUUAUGGUGUUGCUGAUGAUUCAUCCUUUGAGCGGAGUAUUAAAAGAAGAAAUCGUAGACGAAAACAGAUACAGGACUGAUAUACCCACAAUUAAUGUAAGCGGAUGGAAUGUGACACAUGAUUUUCCAAAGUUUGCUGCGAUACAAUCAAUGACGUGGCUGUGGAUGACUUUACCUUUGAGCUGUUUUUUUAUGGAUUUAUUAUGGAGGAUAUUCACGAGGAACCUGGCGAAAGUUCGAAUAUUAAAAGUAAGUCACAUGGCGGGUCGCACUAUAAGCUUGACCCUGAGCACUCCGCACCGAGAGUUCGUGUGCCGCGCGGGCCAGUACGUGCUGGCGCAGUGCCCGAACGUCUCCGUGAUGGAGUGGCAUCCGUUCACUGUCGUUGAGAUUCCUAGUAAAAGCCAAAGAAGAUUUACUAUAUGGAUAAAAGUUAAAGGAGAUUGGACCGAGACUUUAGAAAAAAUGAUAAAAGAAAGAGGCCCAAAUAAUCUUAGUGUGCUUAUCGACGGCCCAUUUUCAAGUCCGAUGGAAGGUAUAAGUAGCAGUGAAAUAUCUAUUUGUAUUGCUGCGGGAGUUGGAAUAACGCCUUUUGUUUCUGUGCUAAAGGAUAUGUUAAUGAAACCAAGAAAUAAACUACCUGGUAGAGUCCAUUUAAUAUGGAUAGUGAGACAUGAGGGAGAACUUACUUGGAUCGCAAAUUUAGCCACUGACACUAUAAUUCAAUUGCGAAACAAUAACCGACUUGACCGACUACAAAUAGAACUGUAUGUAACUAAUUCAAACAACAAUAUUGAAAAUAGAGAAAACAAUGAAAAAUCACAUUUAAUAGUACUUAAUGAGAGUGGAAAUCUAAUCCACGUAGUUAACAAUGAAGAAAAACCUUUGAAUACAAGCAAAAAUGGUUAUCUAAGUAAAGAAAAGAAAAUGGAGAACAUGAAUAACCCUACAAUUGAUACAGAUAUACGAAUGGAGAAGAAUUAUUCAAAUAGUGAUGAAAGAAAAUGUCUGUUAACUCCCAUUAAUAAGAGAAGUGCUUGUGAAGAAAGUGUUAGUGAUGUUAGAGGGUUGAAUAAUAUGGAGAAUAUGAAUAAUGAAUUUGAAAUUGCGAAGAAGUAUCCGUUGCUAGGGUGUAGGGUGAGGAGAGGAAGGCCGCAUUGGGACAGAGUGUUUGGUUAUUGGGCCCAUUUAUAUCCUGGGCAUCACAUUAACUUAUACUGCUGCGGACCAAAGAAAUUAGUGAAGUUACUACGGAACAAGUGUAAAUAUUCGUCGAGGCACACUAAGACAAAGCUUACGUUUAUCCACGAAGCUUUCUCC
This is a messenger RNA of Brenthis ino (lesser marbled fritillary), 1914 nucleotides long. The record is from the annotation of a GenBank genome assembly. Lineage: Eukaryota; Metazoa; Arthropoda; Insecta; Lepidoptera; Nymphalidae.